Manihot esculenta (cassava) is the source of this 2267-nucleotide messenger RNA. RefSeq names its product histone acetyltransferase GCN5. Gene Ontology annotation, biological process: positive regulation of transcription by RNA polymerase II; chromatin remodeling. Bases 221 to 1993 code for a protein of 590 amino acids. The record is from RefSeq and is a predicted model, not a curated record. Gene Ontology annotation, molecular function: histone H3 acetyltransferase activity; protein binding. NCBI's taxonomy places the organism in Eukaryota, Viridiplantae, Streptophyta, Magnoliopsida, Malpighiales, Euphorbiaceae. The transcript is spliced from 12 exons. Gene Ontology annotation, cellular component: histone acetyltransferase complex.
GAUUUAUCCAAGUCCCGCCGCCACAAGGACAAGGUUAUACUUAUCGCAGAUGUUACUGUGUACUUCGAAAGAACACGUGGGCCAGUCACGUGUAAUAACGACAUUGAUCACUUCACUUCACUGCCCUCUCGUUGCCCUUCUCUGAGAUCAGGAAUCCAUCUGCAAAACCCUAACUCGUCAAUUUCCCACAUUCUCAGCCGAGUCAACUCAAUUCGAGUCUAUGGACUCUCACUCUCACCCAACCGUACCCAAUCGCUCUCGCAGCUCCCAGUCUCCGUCCCCUUCUCACUCUGCUUCUGCCUCCGCUACGUCGUCUAUUCAUAAGCGCAAGCUGGCUGCAGCUGCCUCGGCGGCGUCUGAAGACCACGCGCCUCCAUUUCCUCCGUCAUCUUUGUCCGCUGACACGCGGGACGGUGCAUUGACUUCUAAUGACGACCUGGAGAGCAUCUCAGCGCGUGGCGCUGAUUCUGACUCUGACGCUGACGAUUCAGACGCUGUCGUGGACGAUGAUGAAGACGAGUUCGACAAUGACUCUAUGCGCACGUUUACUGCUGCCCGUCUGGAGACUAAUGCUGGAGCCUCGGCUACAGGCGCUAGUUCAGGUGGAGGUGGCGGCUCCUCGGCUCGCAACACGAAGUUGAAGACGGAAAAUUCGACGGUAAAGAUUGAAAAGUCGGAUGGCGUGAAGGAUGGUGGAACUACGGGGACUGGUGCCGUAGGGUCUACCACAGCGGGCAGCUCCGUACCAGGGAUAGUGGCAAAAGAGGACGCUGUAAAGAUUUUUACCGAGAAUUUGCAAACUAGUGGUGCUUAUAGCGCUAGAGAAGAAAGUUUGAAGAGAGAGGAGGAAGCAGGGAGACUCAAGUUUUUAUGUCUUUCAAAUGAUGGUAUUGAUGAGCAUAUGGUUUGGUUGAUAGGAUUGAAGAACAUAUUUGCCAGGCAAUUGCCCAACAUGCCAAAGGAGUAUAUUGUCCGCCUUGUGAUGGAUAGAAGCCAUAAAUCCGUAAUGGUUAUCAGACGUAAUCAGGUUGUUGGUGGCAUUACAUAUCGUCCAUAUGUCAGCCAAAAGUUUGGGGAGAUAGCUUUUUGUGCAAUCACAGCCGAUGAACAAGUAAAAGGUUACGGGACAAGAUUGAUGAAUCAUCUGAAGCAGUAUGCACGCGAUAUAGAUGGGCUAACACAUUUUCUGACCUAUGCUGAUAAUAAUGCUGUUGGUUACUUCAUUAAACAGGGUUUUACAAAAGAAAUUUACUUGGAGAAGGAUCGAUGGCAAGGGUAUAUUAAAGACUAUGAUGGAGGCAUUCUUAUGGAGUGCAAAAUUGAUCCAAAACUCCCAUAUACUGAUUUAUCGACUAUGAUUCACCGUCAAAGACAGGCAAUCGAUGAAAAGAUUAGAGAGCUAUCUAAUUGUCACAUUGUUUACACCGGAAUUGAUUUUCAGAAGAAAGAAGCUGGUAUUCCUAAAAAGAUCCUCAAAGUUGAGGAUAUUCCUGGCUUGAGGGAGGCUGGAUGGACUCCUGAUCAGUGGGGCCAUUCACGUUUCAAUGCAUUUAAUACUUCUACUGACAGUGCCACAAAUCAAAGGCAUUGGACUGCAUUCAUGCGCUCACUUUUAAAGUCAAUGCAUGACCAUGUUGAUGCUUGGCCAUUUAAGGAACCAGUUGAUGCUCGAGAUGUCCCUGAUUAUUAUGACAUCAUCAAAGAUCCAAUGGACCUGAAGACAAUGUCAAAAAGGGUAGAAUCAGAGCAGUAUUAUGUAACCUUUGAUAUGUUUGUUGCUGACGUAAAGAGGAUGUUUGCCAAUGCACGCACAUAUAACUCACCUGAUACCAUUUAUUAUAAAUGUGCAACCAGGCAAUGCUCCUCUCCCUUCCCUUUGAGUAGUUCCUUUUCUGUUUCACUUUUAUAUGAAUUUAUGUUGUGCAGGCUUGAAGCUCAUUUCGAAAGCAAAGUUCAAUCAGGUUUCCAGUCAGCUGCCAAAAUUCAGCAGUAAUGUACAUAUUGCAGUAGGGUGAUCAGCAUUGUGAUUUUUGGUGUAUCCUUAUUUGAUGCCCUUCGGGAUGCGGAUCAUGUUAUAAUAUAUGCCUCUCUCCAAGUCAUGUAUGUUGUACAUUUUCUAGCCGUAAUGGAGUCGCGUGGCUUCAUGCCACCAGGUCUGUAUACCGUGUACCCCUCAAAACAUCAUCUAUGCCAUAUAAUUAGCGGACCGUCCGCUUGUAAAAUAGCACCUUUUUAAUAAAAAAAAAAGAAAACAUUCUCUCCUAUCA